Messenger RNA from Mytilus trossulus (common blue mussel), 1224 nucleotides. RefSeq lists its product as uncharacterized. Lineage: Eukaryota; Metazoa; Mollusca; Bivalvia; Mytilida; Mytilidae. The record is from RefSeq and is a predicted model, not a curated record. The transcript is spliced from 3 exons. Bases 387 to 1130 code for a protein of 247 amino acids.
UCAGUCCAAAAGUGGACUAAAAGUUACUUUGAAUGUUUAAUCUCCUAUGCUAUUUGAAAUUUUCUUCUACCAUAACAAGUUCACUUGUAUAAUGUAAAUUAAUUUUUGCACAUGUAAUUUGCUAAAACAAAAAUAAUGUGAAAAGCGUCAGCUGGAAGAAAAGAAUCAAUUGUAAAAAAAUUAUUUUUGUUACUGUAUCAACUCAAUAUAGCAUAUGGAUAUGAGGUUCUAUAAUAAAAGUGAGAGUCCGGUUCUACCUACAGAUUAAGGCUAGUCAUUAUUCAUUAAUUUUACUGAUUGCAAAAGUAAGCGUUGUUUUAGAGAAUGGAACCUUUUCUGUAAUUAUCAUAACUCAUGAAAAAAUAAAGAUUCAUGUUUUGUGGUUAAUGGAAAAUAAGGAACAGUUCGUAAAUCUCCUACCAGGACCGUUAAUAUUAUGUGUCGGAUUUAUAAUACAAAUUGUUGGUUUUUCAACGACUCAUUGGUCAGAGAGAACUAGCACCGGUGCCACCUGUGGAUUAUGGAAAGUUUGUACACGUGACGAUGAUAACUUAAAAUCAUGCUUCACAAUAACUCAGAGAGGAAGUGUGCCAAUUAUGGUAUUCUUGUGUAGUUUCCUGGGUACUGUAAGUACCAUUAUAACUGGACUAUCGUUUAUCAGCGCUGUCUUCACAACGUGUCAGAAGAAAAGUACAGCUUUAAGAUGGUCUAAAAACACGGCGGCAGCAACUCUUAUUGCAGUGACCUUGUCAGUCGGUGUUGAAUGUAUUUAUGGUGCAACUUACUCCAGUAUUACGUACGACAAUAUCCCUAACCUCAGCAAGAAAUCGACGACAACUGAACUGUCAUGGUCGUUCUUUUUAUACUGCUCAUCAUCAGUAAUUCUUUUGAUUGGAGGUUUAUACUUGAUAAUCGUACCGUCUAACAUUCUGUCAACUAAUAAAGUGUCUUCAAACAUGCCACAGAUACCGGUAUUACAGAUACAUCCACCACCAAGUGACCGAGCGCCGACGCCAUUAUACCUGAUGUCUCAACGUUCAUCAUCUCCUUUACCGUCUCCCUUUUCAUCAAAAUCUCAUACUCAGCAUACCCAGAGUUUACCGCCUGUCUUUACACAGAUGCAGAGAUAAGUGUAUAUUUGACAUAUUUGCGUUGAUGCAUAUAGUUGUAUAAUUAAAUUUUAUAUUAUGUAACCCUGACGGAGAUCGGGUGACAUAUAGUUAU